UCAACAGGGGGAAAAAUCGCAGGUUCGUAGAAACUCCUAAUAAACGCAUCUCACCCCUUGCUACGCCGGUGCCGGCAAUUUCGCCCCAAGAAUUCUGUCGUUGCUCGCCCGGCCCCUCCCCCCCCUCCAGACCGCCGCCGUCUUUCGGUUGUGCCCAUCUCUCUCUCUUUCUCUCUCGGCCAUUGUCGCAGUCAAGUUCUUGUGUGAAGCUACGCAACUCGGAGAGACGCUUAAUAAAGGUCCAGACUUUUCAACCAAAACCCCAGGGGAAAUGGUGUCUGACCUAAUCAAUGCCAAUCCCGUGGUGUAUGAGAAGAAGGAACGCCGGGUUCGGAGCACGCCGUCAUGUCUCGAUGAAUACGCUGCCGAACCCAUCGAUCAGCUAGAGAUUUUCGAUCAUCUCAGAGAUAUAAAGGACCCGGAACACCCAUACUCUUUGGAAGAGCUGAAGGUAAUCACCGAAGAUGCCAUCGAGGUAGAUGAUUCGAAUAGUUAUGUCAGGGUCACAUUUACUCCAACAGUUGAACAUUGCAGUAUGGCAACAAUAAUUGGUUUAUGCCUAAGAGUGAAACUUAUGAGGAGCUUGCCAACACGAUACAAGGUGGAUAUUAGGAUUGCACCUGGUAGUCAUGCAACCGAAGCUGCAGUAAAUAAGCAACUAAAUGACAAAGAACGGGUUGCUGCUGCGCUGGAGAACCCUAACCUGGUGGACAUGGUCGAUGAGUGUUUGGCUCCUACUAAUGGCUUAGCAGGAUGAAAGCGAUUUCUGCUUGGUGAUUUAAGCAGGUCUACCGGGCCAAGAUGUAUAGGUUAUUUCCCUAUUCAAUCAUGCACUUGCCAUUUUCUUUCAUAGAGUGCCAUUGGCGGGUAGAUUUAGUUAAAAGGCUAUAAAAUAUCUAUACUUUUGUUUCCUGUGACAUGUAAGUUUCAGUAGCUUGAGAUAUUUGGAGCUUUGAAAUGUACUAUUUAGCAGCCAAAUUUUAAUAUAAAUUGUGUAAUCUGGUUUUAAAGCAUAUUCGUGUCGGGAUGUU
Molecule: messenger RNA, 1031 nt
Organism: Rhodamnia argentea
Lineage: Eukaryota; Viridiplantae; Streptophyta; Magnoliopsida; Myrtales; Myrtaceae
Product: protein AE7
Exons: 6
Coding region: 272-757 (161 amino acids)
Biological process (GO): iron-sulfur cluster assembly
Source: RefSeq, a predicted model, not a curated record